GGGAGUUUCUGAAUAGUAUAGUAUUUAAAACUCAUUUUCCUUCCUGAUUCUUUUUCUUCUUACUUUAACCAUGAGAUGUCUCUGGCUGUUACUCUGUCUCUUUCACUCUGUAUUUGGUAAGCAGCAUUUAUUUUUUCUUUUACACAUUGAGAUGAUAAUGAAAUUUUAAGUUGCUUUGAGGAUCAUAAUACAAUGUUCAUCAUUUUAGCAUUGAUCAAGUCAAACCUGUUAGCUGGUUCUUAGUGUGUUUUUAUUGUUUUAUCGAUUUGAUAUUUAUGUACAUUAACUUUUAGAAAACUUUUAGAAGACUUUCAAUAUACUGUCAUUCAAAUAUAUGUGAAUGAUAUGUUCCGUGGUUCUGUGUAAAUCUAUAUUUGCAUUUUGUAAUGACAUUAUUAAAGCUCUUUUAGUUUUUUUUCAUUGAUGAAUGAAACUGACUCAAAUUGAAAGGAUAAAAAUUUUCAAUAUGCACACAUGUUCUACAUGAGCAAAAAAAAGUCCAAUUUACGGAGUUAGCUAAUUUAUACGGAUAAUCCUCCUGCUGUGAUCUGCCAUGCUGCUUAUUUAUUAUGAUGGAUGACAUGUUCAUUUUUUUUUACUGUAUUCUAUUGAUUCACUUCACUUGAUGCUGCAUCUGUUUAAAAUCAUCUUAAAAUCAUUGACUUCUAACCAUCUCACGCAUUUUCCAAUUGUUUCCAAUCUAAUAUCUUUAUCGCUAUCCAUUUUCCAUUAUCCGACCAAUAACAUUACUGGUAUACUUCUUUUACAACCUAUAUUUUCUCCAUCAUAUUGUAAGAGGAUGAUUUAUUUUGCUAAUAACUUUGCAUAAAACUGCUACAAAAUUAAAUUCUAGAUUUUAAGCUUACACUCAGGACUUAUAAGUAUUUUUUUGUUUGCAAGUAUAUGAUUUGGAACCCAUUUCUUGUGCUUAAAGUAAAACUGUCAAUCCCUGUGUUGGUGUCUGCCCGAGUACAGCCUUUUAAACAAUCUUCGUUGGAGCAGUGCUUUGUCUGGAAGCUCAUUCUAAACAACUAACGGCACGUGUAUACAUUGUGCAUAACGAUCUUUGGUCAGGAAAGCCAUUAACCAUACUUGGGAUCACUUAUAUGGCAGCAGUCAAAGACGGAUCGUCACGGGAGUUGAUCAGUUUUUCUUUCAGUACUAAUCGUUAUAAAGUGUCCCGGCUAAGGAUCCAAUAAAUGUUAAGUACAUAUUUAGAGUGCAAGACAUAGAAAUAUAGAAUGUGACGGCAGAUAAGAAUUAUCCAUCCUAUCUAGUCUGCCCAGUUUUCUAAAUAUUUUCAUUAGGUACCUGGCCUUAUGUUAUAUAUAGGAGAGACUUAUGCUUAAACUUCUUCACUGUGUUAACCUCUACCAGAAGAAGGCAAUUCCAUGCGUCCACUACCCUCUCUGUAAAGUGAUACUUCCUGAAAUUAUUUUUAAACCUAUGCUCCUCUAAGUUAACUUCUUAAGGAUGAAGUCAGUUGUACAAGUUGUGAUCAAAACUAAACGUAAACAAAACCUGGAAUUUGCGCUUUAUGUCUUUUCAGGCGUAAUUCAACUCUUUCAUAUUAACCCCUUAAGGACCAAACUUCUGGAAUAAAAGGGAAUCAUGACAUGUCACACAUGUUGUGUGUCCUUAAGGGGUUAAGUGCACCCACACUUAUUAUAUAUCAUUUUGUUCUAGAGAAACAGAGCUUUCAAUUCAUAUCAAAUAUUUAUAUAUGAAACAUAAUUUAAUAUGAAUACAUUUUUUAAAACUUAAGUUAAAAAUUUUUUAAGAACUUUUGUUAUUUUUUUAAGUUCUGUGUGGCAUUUUAACUAUUAAUUUCGUAAUACUGAUAGUUUUCACUGCAAUAAAUUACACAUAUUUGUAUUCAGCGAUGUCUCGCAAGUACAAAAGUACCCACUAUAUACAGGUUUUAUGGUGUUUUGGAGAGUAACAGGGUCAAAUUUAGAGCUAUCCUCUUUUACACUUUUUAACACUUUGAAAUUUGCGAGGUUGGUUUGCUCGGUCAAUGCUGCCUUUGGGACUGUAUGGCAGUUCAGGAAUGAAAAUUAACCCCAGCAUGGCAGACCAUUUGUAAAAGUUGACAAACCAGGGUAUUCAAAAUGGGGUAUGUCCAGUCUUUUGUAGUACCCACUUGGUCACAAACCCUGGCCAAAGUUAGCGUUCAUAUUAGUUUUUUUCACAGAAAUACUGUAAUUUCAUUGAUUAUAUCAUCGUCAUUAUACAUAUUACUGCUCUAUAACACUCAUAUUUGCGUUCAGCGAUGUCUCAUGAGUAAAACAGUACCAUGCAUGUACAGGUUUUAUGGAUCUUUGGAAAGUUAGAGGGUCAAAUACAGAGCUUGCCCAUUUAAUUUUACCUUUGUAAAAUCAUGUUACCUUUAAGGCUGUGUGACAGCCCAGGAAUGAGAUUUACCCCCAUCAUGGCAUACCAUUUUCCAAAGAAGACAACCCAGGGUAUUUAAAAUGGAUAAGUCCAGUCAUUUUUAGUAGCCACUUAGUCACAAACCCUAGUUAAAAUUAGCGUUCAUAUUAGUUUUUUGCAUUUUUCACAAAAUAAAAUGCCAUUACACUGAUAUCAUCAUCAUUUUAAGUUUUACUGCCUUAAAACACUCAUAUUUGUUUUCAGCGAUGUCACACGAGAAAAACAGUACAGGUUUUCUGGGGUUAUGGAAGUUUACAGGGGCAAAUAUAGGGCUAUACCACUUCAGUUUGCCAGAUUAGUUAGGUGGCCUAUGUUGCCUUUGAGACCAUAUGGUAGCCCAGGAAUGAGAAUUACCCCCACCAUGGCAUAUCAUUCACAAAAGUAAACAACCAAGGGUAUUCAGAAUGGGUUAUGUCCAGUCUCUUUUAUUAGCCACUUAGUCACAAACACUGGCCAAAGUUAACGUUAAUAAUUUUUUUUUCAUUAAAAAAACUGCACUUUCACUGAUGAUAUCAUCAUCAUUACAAAUUUAUAUUAAGAUACGCUUAUGACAUUAAAUUUUUUUAAUAUAUUUAUAAUAUAUUAUAAGUUAAUUAAAACACCUUAUUAGCAUAUUAUACAUAUAUUAAUACCAGAAUACAGUAAGAAUUAAAUAAUAUAUAUUUUUAUAUAUGUAUAAUAUGCUAAUAAGGUGUUUUAAUUAACUUAUAAUAUAUUAUUUGAAUGUAUGAUUUUAAAUUUAUUUUUAAUUUCAGACACCAUGGGGACUGCCUGAACAUUCAGGCAGUGCCCCUGCAGGCAGUCUCAUAGACUGCUUUGUGGCCAUGUGAUUUGCAACGUCCGUCGCGAUCACAUGGCCCAAGAGGGUCGGAAAGGUAGCAGGGGGACUGCCUGUCUCGAGAGGCAGUCCCCCCAGACUGGGAUCUCUGCGGAUCGCCAGUCCAGGUAAGUAAAUUGCGGCCAGGGAGCUAACAAUCAUUAGGGCCACCUAACGGCGUUUAGGCUCACUUAAUAUGGAGCGGCAUAGUACGCCCUAACGGUGUUAAGGGGUUAAGACUAUGUCCUCUUGUUGUGGUAGUUUUUCUUCUUUUAAAUAUAGUCUCCUCCUUUACUGUGUUGAUUCCCUUUAUAUAUAUAAAUGUUGCUAUCAUUUUGUGUGUUGUUUUUUUCUUAAUAAGGAAUAAUUGUGUUGUCACAGGUUCACUGAAAGUAAUUAGCAUGGAGAAGCAAUUGGCAGCUGUAGGACAUGAUGUGACCCUUGAAUGCCAACUUAUAGCCAGUACGAAGCCAGAUGUGCAGCAAGUCUCAUGGAAGAAGGAGUCGGGUGAUAACGUUGGACCAGUCGCUACUUCUAGCAAAUCAUUUGGAAAAAGAUACAUUGGAUAUUAUUCAAAUCGCAUAGCCAAUUUCACUGAAAUAACACCGAAUGUGUCGGCAAUUACAAUCCGAUCAGUGGAUCUUGAAGAUCAAGGAUGUUUUAAAUGCAUUUUUAAUAUCUUCCCUUUGGGAGCAAUGGAUGCACUCAUUUGCCUAGAUGUCUAUGGUAAGGUUUUGUGUGUAUGAGAUGAAGAAAGUGUGUUAGAUGUUAAUUAGCUCUAAAUGUGUGAUUGUGUGAGGCAUUGCUGCAAAAAUGCUCUCUCCAUGCUUAAUUGACUUUUUCUUGUCCAUAAUCAUAAUCAUUGGAGUUUUUGUUAAGCAAUGUGCAGAAUGUUGUAAUUUUCCCUAUCUUCAUGUCGGGGAUUUGUUAUCAAGUGACAAAUUACUAUCCACAGCUGUGGCAAUCAACAUUUAAUGUUUAACAAAUGCAUUAAAAAAAAAUCAUGCAAAAAAAUCUAAUUAUAUAUGUAAAACAAAAAGGUAUGCAUCUUCAAAGUUUCCCUCAAUGCACUGUUUAGUGCUUUAUGGGAUAAGUAGUUUAUUGAUGAAGACAUAAUAUUGUACUGCGCUGUGGAAUAAGUUGGUGCUAUAUAAAUAUUAAUAAUGAUAAGAUAGGUUGGUUCCUCGGUUAAGUUGGGUGUGUGGCGUGCAGAUAGCGCUUGGAGCACUUUGACAAAAUGAACGCAGCAACCUGAAUAUUUGGCUGACUAAUUGUGAGCUCUGAGGGGCAGACUUAAAGCUGCAGCAAUUGUUACAAAUUACUUUCAAUUCUCUGUCAUAGCUGAGAGUGGGCUAACUGUGGGUUACGUUGACGUAGUGGUGGGCCGAGCACGAUAUGGCCAAAUGGUGAAACUGAAUCCCCUUAUUUGUUUGCUAAUUUAGGUGAUUUAAGUAGCCUUAUGAAAAACAAAACGGUAUAUUUGUUUUUGUGUGCACGCUGUUCCUUUGUAAUACUGUAUUUUGUAUAGAUUUUGGUCUUUGUGGCAGCAACACUGCUUAGAAAUGCAUGUUCUGCAUGUGCCUCCAAUUCCCAUUUUGUUUUGAGAGUGGGCUCAGGAUGCCACACGAACCAUCAACUUUUCAAUUAUUUGAUGUUUUUUAUUAUUAUUAUUUUAUUUAUAUAGCGCCAGCAAAUUCCGUAGCGCUGUAUAAUGGGUGGACUAACAGACACAAAAUUGUACGUGGAUACACAGGAACAGAGAGGUGGAUGGUCCUGCUCAAUGCGCUUACAUGCUAGAGGGAGUGGGGUAUAGUGACACAAAGGCUACAAGUAGGGGUAAUGAAAUAGGUUUCACUGAGAACUAAGGUUAUUUUUGACAGUUGCAGGAGAGGAGUCAUGGGGGGAGGGGAGGAUUAAAAUCCCCUAACAGUUUAAAUUAUUAUUAUUAUUAUUACUGGUAUUUAUAUAGCACCAGCAUAUUCCGUAGCGCUUUCCUGAAGAAGUAUGUUUUCAAAGAUUUUUUGAAGGAGUGGAGACUGGGUGAAAGUCUAUGCACUUUAAAUUUGUUUUACUGUGGACCACAACAGCAGGCUGCAAUAUUAAUUGUGCUGACUCUUUUAUAUCCUAGGUUUUGGUCACAAUUUUGGUACAAUAUUCACUUUUAUCAUGUGCUUGAUCUUUAAUAUUUAGAAAUGAACAUAUCAGAGCCCAAUCUGGAAGUAUACCCUAUGUCCAGCACAUCGGGUUUGAAUGAAACCUAUAUUAUCACUUGUUCUGUAACUGGAAGACCAGCACCGAGCAUCGAGUGGAGCCUGCCAUACACGUCCCAGGAGAUCCCUCAGACAUACACGAUCGAACACCCUGAUCACAGUGUUACUGUCAUUAGUAACUUUACACAAAGGUUGUCACGGCACCAGAGGGACACAACAGUGACCUGCACCAUUUACCAUCCAGCUCUCAAAGAAGCCACCUACCUCACAAAGUCCAUUGAUUCUACCAGUAGGUUCCAAAGCUCACAAUCUGCAUUCUUUCUCUCUCUCUCUCUAAACGUAUUGUGGAUAUAUAAUUUAGAAAAUCAAGGGAACCUCUGUGUCCACAAACGGCCAUUUUUAAAUCAAUAACCAUUGCUUUAAAAAAAAAAAUGACUUUUCAUUAAUGCAGACGUAGCCUUAAGCUAGUGUAGAUCCAUCCCCCUUUUUUUUUUUUCACCCAGCACUUACUUUCUUGUUACUUCCACGUAAAUUAAAAUUAAAUGUCAAUAGGUCAUUUUAUUGAGAUUUAGGGAUUUGUAGAAAAAAAAUAAAUGAUACUUUUACUGCAUAAUUUCUAGUGCUGCUAUUAAGCAUUGAUGUUUACAUUUCUAUUAAAUUGACGACUUGCUAUCGUAAAGUACGAUUCUUAUCAGACUCAUUCAACCAGUGGAUGAGGUUACUAGGAGUUAUAAUCCACAUAAGGUGUUUAGCAAGUGCUUGCACCCAUAUCCCAUUAAAUCAGAUAAAUAUAUUUUAACUCCCACCAGCUUCAGCCGUGAUCUCAAUGAGCAUGAUGAUAGUAGUUGUAGUCCAGCAAGGGCAGGUAUGCACUCAAUUUGAUGAGACAUAAACUCCUAAUAGAUUGACAUACGUUUUUUUUUCCAUCUGACAACUUGGAAAGUCAGAUGUCACUGGCCAGAACCAUUUUUUUUUUCUUCGUCAUGAAGUCACAGAGUUGAGUUGCCUCAAAGCCAGGAGCAAGGGCUUUGACAUUUUCAGUGUUAUUUGCUCAAGUCAGUGAAUUUCAACUUUAAAGGCACAGUAGAUGAACUGAAGGCACAACUAAAUUGGUAGUUUGUUUUAGUUGAGCUACUUUGUUAUUUAAUUUGAAAUUCAUUUUGAAGUUGUACAAAACGCAUAAUCCCUUCCAGGAACAGGGCAUUCCAGCUGGCUGACUGACGGCAAAAGGGAGCUCAACAAACACAUGGAAAAAAGGAGAUAUUUAUCUCCAAAAUGAAAUGUUACUAAAAAGAGCAGCUGUAGGAACAGGGACAGAGCACCAUAACUACCUAAGUAGGAUGUGACCAUUCAUUUUUAUUUUUCAGACCUAACAAACACAUGUUUUUAAACACAGAGGUCAAGGAGAUUUGUGCCAUACUCUUUCAGUAAGAGUCUUCCACUCCUUGAUGCUGCAAAUCUUUUAAAAGAUGAAGAAUGAAUAAAGAUGCCCCCAGAGAGAUCCUGAGUGUCAGGGUGACAAUGUAACACAUCAGACUGAAUAAUACCAGCAUUAUGGGGGAUGUAGUUCACAACCUCCGGAGUGCCCAAAGUUGUCUAUCCCCUGCUCUAAGAUAUUCAUUCAGCAAUUUUGCUUGAUUAAUUGAAUGCUAUUUAAUAUGAUUCUCUACUAACCAACAAUCAUUUUGCUUUCCAUCUAACAGGAGAGGAGAUUCCAUUGCAAGACAUAAUGGUCUGGGUGUGGCCUAUUACUGUAAUAUUCAUCAUUUUAGUUUUAAUUGUAUUCAUCAUCACCUGCCAAGGAUACAUAAAACCGCACAAAUAUCAGGUAAGUUGUUAGAGAAAUGUACUAUUCUACGACAUCCUUGAAUAUCAGAUAUCUUUGUCUGCUCAGAUAAAACUCUGUAUCAAAUAUAGAAAUAAAAUCAAUACUUAAAAAAUUAUAUCUAAAUAUUAAAAUAUUUUCAAAAUAUUAAAUAAUUUUCAGUUUAUCAAAAAAAUAUUAAAACAAGGCCAUUAUAAGGAAAACCAUCCCUAAAUCUACAUCUAAAAUAAUGUUUGUUAAUUAUCUAGAUCUGUUAAAAGUUAUAUCCUUUAGCUUUUUAACUUUGAUAGCUAAAUUUUAAGCUAUCGACAUGUAACACAAAGUGAGGGCACAGACAGGCUGCUAAGUGUUGUUGCCAGAGAAGCAGAAAAAGUUAGCAGUUUCAAAUUCUCCGACGAAUAAGAGAAAAUGUUUAUUUUAGCUUUCGAUGGAUACUCUUAGCACCAGAAACACUACAGCUUAAAGUAAUGGUUUUGAUGAAAGAUACUGUCCCUGCAGCCCGAGCAGGAUAAACGCAGCCUUUGCUGGGAAAAGGUUAAAUUCUAAAGUCACCUCUAGUGGCUGUAACUUAAAGCAUUGUGGGGUUACUGCGCAUGCAACAAUCAGCAUUUCUUCAUACAGAUACAUUGACUCGAAGAAUCUCUAUGGGGAGUGUAUGAGCGCACACUAGCCACCCAGCGUUCCCCUAUUCCCCAUUAGAUUGGCUAAGGUAAUUUUCUUCAGAUAUUGACAUUCAUUGUGUUUUCUUUCUUUUACAUUUUAGAAAUGCACUGCCAAAGAGUUUUCUUCAAGCGAAACCGCCAUGAUAAGACCGACUGAUAAUAGCACAUGUGUCAAAAAUCCCAUUUUAAUAUUGUGUCCAUAGCUAAGGUGUUCAGUUUCCCUCUGUAAUGUGAGAGUUUUGUAUUGUAAAAUGUGAAAUGUACUGUUUACAUUGGGGAUUGGGCUAGAGCUUUCAUUUCCUCCAUAGUUUGACAAUGAUGCAUAUUUUGUUUCCUGGUACUUUUUUUUUUUUACUAUUUAUUACUGCCACUCACAUUCCCUAUUUGUCACGUGAUAACAUUACAAAAUUUGGUUAUUCCAUUUUGUGUGUGAUGUUAUAGGUGAUGCUCUAUGGGAAUCUCCUACCUAUGUACAGUCACACUUUCACUUCCUCUAUGCAAAGGGAACUGGCAUAUCUCAUAGGGAAAUCCCUUCGUUCAGCAAUGCAUACCAUGUGAUUUUUGAUGGAAAAAAAAAAAAAGUUUUGUCCCAUGAGUCACUAUUGACAGUAGUUUUUUACUAUUGCCACAGUUUCGGUCAUAGUGAGUAGAAAACAGUCAUAAAUGUUUGACAAAAAUAGUUUAUUUCUUCUAAUUUUUAAUUUGCUGUUGACUGACCAAAACUUACUAAGCCGAAGUAGUUUAUAUAAGCUAGGGGUUAUGAAUAAAAAUAAAUUUUAAAAGUGUCUGUUCUGAAAAGUGGCGCACACAUGGAAAAGGUGCAGUGUUACAGGAUACAAUAUACCUGCUGUUUUCCAUGGUGACUGCCCCACUUUUAGCACUUUAGACCACUUUUCAAAACACAGCACCUUUUAUCCAUUACCCCCAUUGUCGCUGAUAUUUGUGUGUUUAAAAAAAAUGUUUACAAUUAAGAAAUGGGGUCCUUCAAGGCACUCUCUUUUUAAUGUCUCCUUCUGCAUGUUUCUUGGUUCUGGGCAUUCUAUUUGAAGUUUCUCUGACAGACUCUGCAACAAAUUUGAGCAAUUCUACAAACGUUUUGAAAAUGUUCCUGUUUAUAAAAGUUUACCUCCCAUUUAAUCUGAAAAUGAUCAAUGAUUCUCUUAGAGAGAUUGGAUUUGUCUCCAUUCGAUAUUCUCCUACAAGCAGAAUGUUUACUGAAGGAGUUUCCAGCACUUUCAGGAACAACAGAGCUAUUCAAAGAAGAUUGAAAUUAUGUGUUUAUUUAUUUAUUAUGUCUCUACAUGUUUCGCUUUGUAUGGUUUGUAACAAUAGAAUAUAUUUUUUUUAUUUACUAUGCCAAAAGGUGCCUCAAAUAAAAAAUUGACAAAGUG
Messenger RNA from Pelobates cultripes (western spadefoot toad), 9338 nucleotides. Lineage: Eukaryota; Metazoa; Chordata; Amphibia; Anura; Pelobatidae. The record is from the annotation of a GenBank genome assembly.